AUGACAAUCUACGUUUACUUACCAAUCGAUAAAAAUACAAAGUCACCAGACUACUUUUCACCAACCAUUGAAAAUACAAAGGACUCUUUGUUGGCUGCUAUCAGUGUAUUACCACCAGUUGCAGAAGAUGAAGACAACAACAAUCACUACUAUGGUGGUGGUAACAACGAUCCAUUUGAAGGUGUAUUAAAGGAAGUACACAAGGAAUGGAUUGAAGUCAUGUCAUAUAGUCACAAUGUUGCUAAUCAAUGUGACUCUGAAGCUGGUUCUGCUCACUUUGGUGAAUUUACAAUGACCAAAUUUAUUUGUUCAUUAUCACCAGUAUUAAAUUAUUUCUGUCUCAAAAACGAAUUCAUUCCAAAGGUUAUCUUUAGAGCUCAAACCACCAAGAAGAAAGGUAUCCUCAGUGUUUUGGAAUAUGAGUUUGAAGCAGUCGCCAUUACCAACCAAUCGGUGAGUGGAGGUGCCGGUGGAAAACCAGUCGAAACCAUCUCAUUGAAGCCAACCACUGUCAUGCACAAGAUGUAUGAGAUCGAUCUUGCAUCUGGCGAGUACAUCACUCAAAGAAAGAUGUCUUUCAACGUUUCAAGCAACUUGGGCAGCAGAUCCAUCGUCAACCAAGACAAGGUGAUUGACGACAUUGCCAAGGAUCACGUAUUGGACGACAAUGAACCAGAAAAGGUCAAGCUCCUCAAGGAAAUGGGUCUCGUCAGUGCUCACCAACACAAGUUUACCAACUCUUUCAACUAUUACAGAAUCCUCGCCUCUUUUGACCCACCACUCUACAAAAAGAUUGCCAUCCCAUCACCAAAGACUCGUGCCGGUCUCAUUGAAAACACUGCCAAGGCUAUUGGCAAGAAAGCCUCAGACAUUGAAGCAAUCUAUGAUUCUGGUAUCUUGGUUGAAAUCGAAUGUGAUGAAGAUUUGAAGGAUUUGAAUAGUUUAAGCAGUGUAUUUGUAAAGGUUGAUGGUAAAUAUAUUGGUAUUGAGAGUAAGCCAGAAGUUGCUCCAGAAGUUGCUCCUGUUGCUGCUGCUGAACCAGAAGUUGCCGCAAAUUAA
Cavenderia fasciculata is the source of this 1059-nucleotide messenger RNA. RefSeq lists its product as uncharacterized. The transcript is spliced from 2 exons. Bases 1 to 1059 code for a protein of 352 amino acids. NCBI's taxonomy places the organism in Eukaryota, Evosea, Eumycetozoa, Acytosteliales, Cavenderiaceae. The record is from RefSeq and is a predicted model, not a curated record.